AUGAACGGAAACUACGGCAGCGCAGGUGUCCCACAAAGUGGAGUGGGAGCUCCUCCAGGUUCAAACACGCCACACUAUUCACAACAAUCGCCAAGCGCCGAAGGGGCAUCUGGCACGCCUCAACAACCACUGCAACAGCCACCGCCAGCACUGCAAGCACAACAGCCAUAUGGAUACUACGUGUAUAACCAGCAACAGAAUCCUCAACAACUGGACUACAGCUACAGUCGCUACCAGUACCCAGCAAACGCUCAACCAUAUUACCCACCCUCACAAGGCUCUCAGCAGCAAUAUGGAGGAAAUAGGAGUUACGGUGGAGCAUCUGCAUCAACAACCUCGUCCAUAUCGCAACCUCAGCACGCAACACCAUCUCAUCAAGGUGCGCAGAGACAAUUGCCCCAACAAGACACACUCAACCAUGCAUCAACAUCAACAGUUGGCCAAUAUCAGCCACCGGGAAUCAGACCAAGAGUGACGACAACAAUGUGGGAGGAUGAAAAGACCCUAUGUUAUCAAGUUGAUGCCAAUAACGUCAGCGUGGUACGUAGGGCUGACAACAACAUGAUAAACGGAACCAAGCUAUUGAACGUGGCACAAAUGACGCGUGGUAGAAGAGAUGGUAUUUUGAAACUGGAAAAGGUGAGGCAUGUGGUCAAGAUUGGAUCGAUGCAUUUAAAGGGUGUGUGGAUUCCAUUUGAACGAGCAUUGAGCAUGGCGCAAAGAGAAAACAUUGUUGAUUUGUUGUAUCCUUUGUUUGUCAGGGAUAUAAAACGAGUAAUACAAACGGGAGUGACUCCGUCGUCGUCAAGUGGAAAUGUCGGUGGUUCAAGUACCAAUCCAGGUGGAGCUGCUACAAGUACCAGUUCAAAAUCAAGUCCUUCAGUGUCGAAGUCUAGUGCCAAAGUCAGUGCCAAUGCCAGUGCCAAUGCCAAUGCCACUGUUCUGUCACUGGCAGGGUCAGGAAGUGGUUACUAUCAAGGGUAUGGAGGAGCAAGCGCCGGAUAUCCACAACAAUACACGUACCAGCAACAAAGCCAACAGGGACAACAAACGGCACAAGGACAAGACCCGUAUCAGGGUCAGCAGUACAGCUACCAUCAAGGUGGUUACUAUGGCGCAGGUAGUGGUCAAGGCGCAGCAGUUGGAGGUGGAGCUUCAUCAUCGUCUUCAUCUUCUUAUCCAUACCAGUACCCACAACCUCCACCCCAACAAUCACAAGGAUCUUACAGCAACUACGGAACCACUGCAUCAUCAACGUACCCCGCGCCAACUAGCACCGGGGCAGCUACCGCUAGCGGAGUACCCACUGGAAAUGCUGGGUCGGGAAGCAGUGGCGCAGGUGGGGCGCAACAACACACACCACAACAGACAGCUAGUAGCGUAGGGGGAGUGCAUGCAUCACCACAUCAACACGCGCAACAACUGCCUAAAGUUGGAAAGUAG
Molecule: messenger RNA, 1443 nt
Organism: Lodderomyces theae
Lineage: Eukaryota; Fungi; Ascomycota; Pichiomycetes; Serinales; Debaryomycetaceae
Gene: EFG1
Product: KilA-N domain-containing central transcriptional regulator EFG1
Exons: 1
Coding region: 1-1443 (480 amino acids)
Biological process (GO): positive regulation of transcription by RNA polymerase II
Cellular component (GO): nucleus
Molecular function (GO): DNA-binding transcription factor activity; sequence-specific DNA binding
Source: RefSeq, a predicted model, not a curated record